Molecule: messenger RNA, 2380 nt
Organism: Polyodon spathula (Mississippi paddlefish)
Lineage: Eukaryota; Metazoa; Chordata; Actinopteri; Acipenseriformes; Polyodontidae
Exons: 8
Coding region: 92-916 (274 amino acids)
Source: RefSeq, a predicted model, not a curated record
GCGGGAGCCGGAGCGGGAGCCGGAGCCGGAGCCGGAGCAGGUGCGGGAGUCAGAAGAGGAAGCAAUCGAAGGAGAGAAUCCUCUUAACAUCAUGAAGGCUGUAACUCUGCUGAUGUGCCUUGUGGGCACCGCUUAUACAAGACCACUGACCUGGGUAAACUCUUUUGGAAUGGCCUCGAUGCAGCCUGCAUUUCCCAUGCGCUAUCAAGACCAGCUUGCACAGCAGCCACAACCUCAAAUACCACCACAGCUCUACUCACAGUUUUUCCCAGCAAUUAAUUAUCUACCACCUUCACAACAAACUGUACCCUCAUACCUUCCUGAAUCACAACUGUUAAGUCCGCUGCCUGACACAGAUGUUCAACCACAAAUGUAUGCAGUAUUUAUUCAACAACCACAAAUAGCUGGCUCAGUAAGCUCAGAGGAAGCACAGCAACAAAGGGUCGUGUACACUGGAUUUUACCUGCCAGUGGUUCCUGGAGGUACAGGUGUGGGUAUCACUCAAAACCAGGGAGGCGGUCUACCUGAAGUUCAAGAGAUGCCACUUCCUGAGGGCAUUUUACCAAACCUAGGAAAUCCUAUAAAUCCAUUCAUUUCAGACAAUACAGUUGUUCAAAGGGGGGAUACUGCUCAAGGAAGCAGCCAUCCAAUUGAAAUGCCAGCAGUCCAACGAGAUAAUAGACCGAUCUUUGAAAGUACAGAUCUCCCUGCCAGAGGUACAGACCUAGCUGGAGUACAGCAAGCAACCACAGGUCCUGCUCAGAGCAGUGGAGGAGGAGAAACACCUGCUGGAUUUAGCAAAACAUCUUCUUUUAACCCACCUUAUGUGACCGAAGCCCAUUUUGUUGAACCAGUUGCAGAAGCCUUUACAAUAAGACCCAAAGACCUCAGAAAAAGGGGCACCAGCAGCAGCUAACGUUAACACAUCAAUUGAGAUUUUAUUUACUGGUUUUCAAACGCAUGUUAUCCAUAAACCAAAAGUAUGGAUGAUGUGUUUCUAGCAAAUAAUCAGGCAGGUCAGAUUUUCAUUUAUUGUACCAGUAAAAGGGGCUUUUGUAAAAAUAAAAAAAAAGUAGGGAUUGAGUUGUGCUGGGCUAUUUAGUAGAGGUCAAUAGGAGUAAUUGCGUUUUUCUAUAUUUCAAUUAUUUUAACAUUGCUUUAAUUAAUUCUGUUUUUUAGAUUAAUGAUUCACUAGUUACAUGGAGAGAACUUCAGGAUUUAGUAGCACCAGGACUGAUUAUGUAGUAAAUUUUACAGUAAAUAUUCUAGGUGUCUCUUACCAUUAUCAUGUAAUAUGUUGGACCACGAGAUUGCCAUAAUGUUAGUGAGCUGUUUUCACUGUUUUACUAUAGUGUAUCUGCUCAUGCUGUUCAUACACUGGAUCUUGUGAACUGUUUGUGAACUGCAGUUGCAAGGCUAUGACUCCUGAAAUAUAUGGGUGGCUGCAGUAUUAAGUUGCAUCUGAGGCUUGUGUAUGAGGCACAAUGUCAUGGUUAUUCACAUUUAAAAUAUACUACCAUGGCACACACUAGCCUCUUAGAAAUCUACAAAACAUUCAAAGGACAAAUUUGUACUGUACCAUUCCCAGCAAUAUAUAUUGCAGCUAUGGCAAGUCCUUACCUUAUUUUAGUUUCCUUUACUUGUUUUGCAUUAUUUAAAAAUAAUGAGUACUCUGAAGAAAAGCUUCUAUCUUCAGUAAAAUAAACUGUCUGAAAACGUGUGUGCAUCUAACAACAUGCUAAAAAACAUUCACGUUGCAGCAUGUAUUUUAACCAUGGUGUCUACCGCAAUUGAUGUUUCGAUGUAGUAAAUUUCAACAGUGUAAAACAGAAAGCUUGCUUUGGGACCUAAUCGUCAAGCACCCUUUACAAACUGUGGUAAAAGUCAUACUUCAAGUGUACUUCAAAUUGUAACAUUGUUUUGCAUGGUGUGAACCAAAAAAAAUCACCUUUGGUAACCAUAUAUGUUAUCAUGUUUCUAGUAUAUUGCCUUAUUCAAGCAGGUGAAAAUCUGUUUGUUUACUUGUAAGUACAACAAAUAAAUAACUGCAAAAAAUCAAAACAUCACAAUGGGUGAGUUUAUAACACAAACUGUGUUGUCUUUAAUGUAAUAAAUAAUUUUGAUAACAAUCAUAAAUGCAACUUGGCCCCAAUUUACUUGUUUUGCAAAGUGUGAGCCAUUGUGUUUUCUGAGAUAAAAAAACAGCUUGUAACAAAGCUAGCAAGAAACAACCCAACCAUAUUUUUAGACAUGUUGUUUGGAAUUCUAAAGCUACUCAACACUGAAAGCAGGUUGACAAGGAUUUUCAACAAAAAAGGCGCUUCACACUGUAACAUUUAUUGAAUGGUUGAUUUUAUUAAUAUACAGUUUAACCUGUCAA